AUGUGGCGCCGCGUGCUGGCCGAGUACGCGCAGGGCACCACACUGCACGGCUUCCGCUACCUGGCGCCCGGGCUGUGCGGGCGCGCCGCCAGACUAUGCUGGUUUAUCGCCAUCGCCAUAUCGAUAGUUUUCGCGGCGACCGCCAUCUCCGACACGUGGAGGAAGUACCGCGACAGCCCGACGACUACCUCGGUGGUCAGCACCAACUUUCCGCUCUACCAGAUUCCCUUCCCAGGGGUUACCAUCUGCCCAGCCAUCAAAGUGCGCAGGACCGUCGGAGAGAAGCUGCUAAUGAGGCAAGUAGCAAUUCAUUUAUUAGAAACAUUUGACUGUUCAGGAAAAUUGCAACAGUAUGAAUGUAAUUGCAGGUACCUGAACUUGUCAGAAGCAGACGAUGUGACGCGCCAGAAGCUGUACCACGUGAUGGCGGCGCUGGCGCUGGUGGAGUUCCCCUACUACUACAUGGUGCCUCUCUCCUUGGAGAAGGCCGGCGACCUCGUGGACAAGCUCAAUGACAUAAACAUCACGCGCUUCAUGAUGCAGACGCUGCCGAGAAUCGACGACGUAUUCUACGAGUGCUUCUGGCAGGGCCACAUCAACAACUGCUCCAACAUGUUCUUCCUGCAGCGCACCGAAGCUGGCUUCUGCUACGGUUUCAACUCACUCGCCGCAGAGAACACGAGGCAAUGCCCGGCAAUGUCUACGUACAAGGUGCCCACCGGGGCGACCGUGAACCGCGAUCCGUGCCAGAUGCGACGCAACAUCGCUUCAGGCCCCACGACGGGUCUCGAAGUCUUCCUCAAGUCGCUGCCCGAAGAAGAAUCUCUGGGCGAUGGCCAGAGGGACCGGAAUGGGUACAGGCAUAUAAUUAUUAUUCUGGACUACUGA
Molecule: messenger RNA, 888 nt
Organism: Schistocerca americana (American grasshopper)
Lineage: Eukaryota; Metazoa; Arthropoda; Insecta; Orthoptera; Acrididae
Product: sodium channel protein Nach-like
Exons: 6
Coding region: 1-888 (295 amino acids)
Biological process (GO): sodium ion transmembrane transport
Cellular component (GO): membrane
Molecular function (GO): ligand-gated sodium channel activity
Source: RefSeq, a predicted model, not a curated record